UUUACCGGUACCACUGUGCCAGUUAGUUUUAUAAGCCGGUGCCGGUCGCACGUUUAGUCACAACGAGUUUAAGUGUGAAGGAGUUCAUUACCUUUUACUUUACACAUAUUUAGUGAAUACAAAAAACUCUGAAAAUGUUCGUGUUGGCUUUCGUUUUCAUUAUCAGUGCUAACAGCCUGCACGUUACCUAUGCGGCCGUAACACACCCCUCGCAGCAAGCUCGUGUUGUAUACCCAGAACCCAGAGUCGAUAAUGAAGUCCCUGAGCGUUGCAAGGGCCUUACAUACUGCACUAUCAAACCUAAAGACUAUCCAGAAGAAAAAUUUAAAACCAUGUUUAAAGAUUAUAAACGUGUUCCUCAACCAACGAUGAUAGUUGAUCUCGAUAACCGACAAGGUAGUCCUGAUGAAUCUGAUAACUGUGACAGUGAGGUUACAUACGAGCCUCUAUAUAAAGUCAGAGAGAAUAUCAAUGCACCGUGGAGGACUGUCGUUCAAGUUCCUGAGAAAGAUUACAUUCAACGCGUACGUCUCGAGAGAUGCACGAAAAUAGAUGCGCCGUGUUUUAACAUCUUUACACCUAACGAUGACUUCGUAACGUACUGCAAACAGAAAACUAACGUGUGGGAGGUGUUGGUGGCUAAGGGAGAUAACGAAAUUGAGACGAUUAAGGCUGAGUUGCCAGUGUGCUGCUCUUGCCAUUACAAGCCUAAAGUUGACUUUAUGACUAGAUUUGGUAUAUCUAAGAAGUAAAUAAUAAUAUUUUAGACGGA
This is a messenger RNA of Melitaea cinxia (Glanville fritillary), 772 nucleotides long. RefSeq lists its product as uncharacterized. The record is from RefSeq and is a predicted model, not a curated record. Gene Ontology annotation, cellular component: extracellular region. The coding region runs from base 135 to 752 and encodes 205 amino acids. NCBI's taxonomy places the organism in Eukaryota, Metazoa, Arthropoda, Insecta, Lepidoptera, Nymphalidae. Gene Ontology annotation, molecular function: growth factor activity; Toll binding. Gene Ontology annotation, biological process: central nervous system formation; regulation of Toll signaling pathway; innate immune response. The transcript has 6 exons.